Molecule: messenger RNA, 2599 nt
Organism: Lolium perenne
Lineage: Eukaryota; Viridiplantae; Streptophyta; Magnoliopsida; Poales; Poaceae
Source: RefSeq, a predicted model, not a curated record
AUGUCCGACGGCCACUCUCAGCACACGGCUACCUCCAGCACGCGGCGUCGGCAGGAGGCCGACCGCGCCGCGGCAGAGGAGCGUGAACGAGUGGCCGCGGUAGCCGCGGCGGCCACAGCAAGGGCGUCGAGGCUGGCAGCAGCCAGAGCGGAGGUAGAAGCAGCAGAAGCAGCGGAGGCAGCACAUGCGGCGGCGGCGGAGGUCGAGGUGCUGCGCGGCAGCGCCAACAGCUCUGUUUCUGCUGAUGGCAGCGUCGAUGCAGCGACGCCACAGGCAGCGCAGCGGGCAGCGCAGUGGGCAGCCGAGCAUGCCCACGCACCUCGGGAUGGCGCUCCCAGAGGAGGCGCGCACGGCGGUGGCGGCUGGGAUGACCAAGACCACGGCCUCUACGGGGUCCGGACGGUGGUCAGGGAUGUUGGUCCCGGUGUUGGGUGGCCUACCCUCACCAAAACCAACUACGUCGAGUGGGCCGCGAUCAUGAAGAUCAGGCUCUAGGUGCCAAUCCACGACGGCGACGUCGACCAUCAUGAGGAUCGACGGGCGGUAGACGCCCUCAUCGCCGCAGUCCCGACCGAGAUGCAGUUCUCGCUCUCCCACAAGCAGACUGCCAAGGAGGCUUGGGACGCCAUCGCCGCGGCACGCAUCGGCAUCGACCGUGCUCGCAAGUCCACACUGCAGGCAUUUCGCAAGGAGUGGGAGAACCUAGCCUUCAAGCCAGGUGAGGACGUUGAUGAUUUUGCUCUCCGUCUUAACACUCUGCUGCAGAAGAUGGUGCAGUUGGGCGAUGACACCUACGACGAGGAGAGAGCUGUCGAGAAGCUCUUUCGUUGCGUCCCCGAGAAGUACAAGCAGAUGGCUCGCUCGAGUCCCUGCUAGACCUCUCCACCAUAACGAUCGAGGAGGCGAUAGGUCACCUCAAGGUCGUCGACACCGACGAGCCACAGUCUUCGUUAGGGCCCAUAACCACCGGCGGGAAGAUGCUCCUCACUCGGGAGCAGUGGGACACUGGCCACGGUGACAGGAAGAAGGGGGAGCCUUCUUCCUCGACAGGCGGCCGCAAGAGCGGCAGGCCACGCAAGGCAUGGAAGGAUGGCCAUGCCAAGGCGCAAGGUGAUGCCGGCAGAGGCGCCGCCGGCAAAGGACGACGCCUGCCACAACUGCGGCAAGCUUGGUCACUGGGCCAACGAGUGCCAACAGCCAAGACGUGGCCAGGUCCACGUCGCACAGGCGGGGGAGGAGGAGCCAGCUUUGUUCAUGGCGCAUGCCAGCAUCGAGCUAUCUCCAGCGGCACCAACCGCAUCGGCUCUCCACCGCACCACUCUCCUCCACCUUGACGAGCCGAAAGCACACGCCGUUCUCGGCGAUUGCUCCGGCAACGACAAGACUAGCAGAGAAAAGAGCAAUAUAGAACUAUGAUGAUUUUAACACGCAUCUUGCUACUUUGGAUGGAGCAGCGCACUUGGUCAAAUAUUGGUAUGCCCCAUUAUAUCUGUUGUUGCAUAAACUCUUAUCCAUUUACAACACUAUGGUCACCGUUGCAUAAAAACCAUAUCCGCCUUAUUUUGAAUUAGCUUUUCUUGCAGAUUUGGGAGAGAAUACAAAAUUAGCAACAUAGAUUUUUUUUUGAUUUUUCAAUGGACUCAAAAGGCAAGCAGAUAUGUACUUUGUCUAACAUGUAGUUACUUACCUAAUAGCUUAUUUUUCGCAGAAAAGCAGUGUUUCACAUAGUAUACAUAAAUCUUCAUCCCAUUUCCGCAAGACCCUGCAAACAAAUCAUGUGAGUUUCCGCUUUCCACCAUGGCUUUACCUGAAAGCUAAUUAAAACUUUGCACUGACUUAGAAAAUUCAAAUAGGUGAAUGGUAGGUGUACAAGUACUCAGCUGACCAGUUGUUCUAUUUGUCUACAUUAUAGGGGUAGUGUGAAGAAGCAUCAGUGGAUUUCCUCUUCUCCUCUUGCCCCUGUCUCCUCUUUACUACUCCAGAAAGUCUCAAAGCAUCCGUUUCCAAGCAGUAGGAGAGAGAGGCUGUUUUCAAGCAGUAGCAGAGAGAGAAACCUAGAUGUGUGGCUGCUUUCGGAUGACCAAAAUGGCGCCGCCCACCGGGAAGUCAAACGGCAGAGGAGGGAAAUCCUUCAUGACAAACCGGGGCCAGCUUCAUCUCUUUUUCCCCUUUAAAAUACACCUGCACCUAACAAACAGAGAAUAAAAUCAAAUAACAACCAAAAAGCAGAAACGCAAAAUAUAACUGGCGCUAGCCUAAUUGGACUGAGGACAUACAUAAUUUGUAGACAUGUGGAGUUGACCCGAUUAAGUUUGAAUCACUACCUCAUGCAAAAAAAAAAAAAAAAAAAAAAAAAAAAACUUUACAUCUUCUGCACACUGCAAGAAAAGUUACGCAAGUUAAAUUAUGACUCCGGUAAAGCAAAUUCUGCAUAAGCCACAUGGAAAUAUGUGUCAGUACCUCAACAUCAUUGGGGUAGAGAAACUUCAGUCCCUUGAGAUGUGCUCAGACAACAAUGUUCAUGACCUCUACCGUUCUCCUCACCAUCCACCCACCAGUCUGAUAACCCAAAACAAUGCUCAUUCCUUGAGACAUCAUC